Messenger RNA from Pedinophyceae sp. YPF-701, 750 nucleotides. NCBI's taxonomy places the organism in Eukaryota, Viridiplantae, Chlorophyta, Pedinophyceae. The record is from the annotation of a GenBank genome assembly.
AUGGCUGGCGAUGAGGCCGGACACAGGGUGAUUUACUACAUAUCAGGAUCGUUCUUCGCCUGGCGCGUCCUCAUCGCGCUGUACGAGAAGGGCCUGCCCGUCACGGAGAGGGUCCUGUCGCUCAAGGACGGGGAGCUGAAGUCUCAAAAUGUGGUCUCGGUCAACCCGAGGGGGCAGUCACCGACCUUCAUCGACGCCGACGGCACGCGGGUCGUGCACGACUCCACCGCCCUCCUGCUGUACCUCGACGAGGCGUACCCGAACCACCCCCCCGUGCUCCCGACCAUGGGCGGCGACAAGCCAGCGCGGGCCCUGGCGCUGCAACGACUCCAGGAGGCGAACACGCUGGUGGACGCGAUCCUCCCGGUGUUCGGGUCCCACAUCGGGCGGCCGCCCUUCAAGCGCGUGGACGUCACGACCCAGGCUGGCAAGGACGUCAUCCGCCGGUACACCGUGCACCUCGCGCGGGAGCUGCGCUACUGGGACAGCACGAUCCUCCGCGGCACACGGUUCGUCCUCGGGGAGUUCAGUCUCGUCGACGCCGCGGUCGCGCCGUUCAUCAUGACGAUGGCCUACAUGGGGGCGGACUUCAAGCACCUGCCGAACGUGGCGCGGUACGCCGCGGACGUGGCCGAGCGGGAGUCCGUCCAGCGCACGUGGCCGCCCACGUGGAGGAAGCCGGCGCGCGGGAUCUGGGCGCACGUGUUCCGCUACGUCGGCGAACUCACCGCGCCGCGCGCCGCGCUGUAG